This is a messenger RNA of Sphenostylis stenocarpa, 1320 nucleotides long. Lineage: Eukaryota; Viridiplantae; Streptophyta; Magnoliopsida; Fabales; Fabaceae. The record is from the annotation of a GenBank genome assembly.
AUGCUUCAGAUUCGGCUUAGUAAGGCUCCUGCAUCAGAGGGGUCAGGAGGGGUGAAGCUUUCGCCUGUUGAGAAUGUGACAGUUGCGUGCCCUGAUCAUCUGGUUCUUGCUGAUCUUCCUGUUGCAAAGGGCAUUGGUGCAGCCACGGCUGCUUCUCUUGUGAAGACUUUGGGCCGUAGGUCCCGCCGCCAGCUUGGUGAGCGAGUCCAUUUCUGUGUUCGCUGUGAUUUCCCUGUCGCCAUUUAUGGACGCCUGAGCCCUUGUGAGCAUGCCUUUUGCCUGGAUUGUGCUAGAAGUGAUUCAAUGUGCUACCUGUGUGAUGAACGAAUCCAGAAGAUUCAAACAAUCAAAAUGAUGGAAGGAAUCCUCAUUUGUGCUGCUCCUCAUUGUCUCAAAUCUUUCUUAAAGAAAGCUGAUUUUGAAUCUCAUAUCCAAGACAUCCAUGCCAACCUUCUUCGACCCAGUGCAGAUAAAGAAGAUGGAAAUGAGUCAGAGGCACAGAGCGUUAGGCAAUCUACAGCGUCGGAUUCCACUGCUAGAGGUCCUCAAAGACCAGUUUUUUCUCCCGGUUCAAAUUCCCAGCAACAUGAUCUGGAAGACAAAUCUCGUAGACAGACACCUAGAGAGCAACCACCAUCAAGGCAAACCCUGCAGCCAAAGCCACCAUAUUAUGGUCAACCACACCCUAGAGAUAACGUGUCUGGCUCUGUAGGAGGUGGACAACAGGGUUUUCAUCAACAAAGUUUUGACAUGCAGCAUCCCCCACAAGAACAUUCCCAGUUUUCUGACAGGCAACAAGCAGUUGGUCUAGAGACCCCAUUUCCUGAGUAUCCAACAAUGCACCCUGCACAACCUUCCAAUGUUCCCUCCCUGGUUACUUCAAACCCAAUGCUCAACCCUCCUAUGCCAUUUGGUUAUCCCCCUUACCCAAACGAACGAGCUCAACCAUUUUAUGCUGCUCCCUAUGAUAUGCCUAGACAGGACUCAGGUGCUGAUAUAAGUGGGGACCAGAGUUCAUUAUUGGGUUUCCCACAAGGUGCCCCAGGUGGCCCAAAUUUUCCAGGAAAUUAUCCCCAGCCCUGGAAUUCUGGAAUGGGUGGUGUGCCUUUUGAACAAGCACCGGGUGGUAUGGUUGUGGAUCCAAGGGAAGGCAAAGGUAUAUUGGCACCACAGCCCAUGCCCCUCCCACCACCACCACCGCCUCCACCCAACAUGUCACAUUUGAAACAGAACUAUCAUUCUGGGGAGCUUGGACAUGAUGGUCAGGGUUAUGGGUGGCAGCAUGAUAACCGUGAUAGCUUUGGUAGCCAAGGCUUGUGA